AUGCCUGCCGCCAACUACCGCCUCGUUGAACCGCAUCCAUCUGUCCCCCACACUAGCCGUCCUGCUCUGCAUACGGCUCGGGGAGGCGCUGGCAAUGUCAUCAAUCUGAAGAACACAAAGACCACCGACUCGCGCUCUGCGACCGGUCCUGCGUCUCUUACUCGUCUGGACUCGCGCGUACCUUCCACCUUUACUACCGGUCGUGGCGGCGCCGGCAACGUCCACCGCAGCAGCGAACGCGCCAUCUUCAGUUUCGACGAAGAGCUCGAACGUGAAAUGCGCCGCGCCGCGCCCGUUUACCACGUCGGCCGUGGCGGAGCUGGCAACAUGGUCCACCGUGACAACGACCACGAAAGCAUACUCAGCCGCAAGUUCUCUUCAACAAGUCAGACCUCCGCCAAGAGCAAUAUCUCCACGACAAGUGAUCGUGCGCGUGAGGUGGCUCGCCGUGGCCUCGAGAAGGGCUGGGAGAAGAUCAAGGGCAUGGCGUAG
This is a messenger RNA of Aspergillus puulaauensis, 492 nucleotides long. Its product is annotated as DUF3602 domain-containing protein. Bases 1 to 492 code for a protein of 163 amino acids. The transcript has a single exon. The record is from RefSeq and is a predicted model, not a curated record. Lineage: Eukaryota; Fungi; Ascomycota; Eurotiomycetes; Eurotiales; Aspergillaceae.